This is a messenger RNA of Acipenser ruthenus (sterlet), 7118 nucleotides long. Its product is annotated as sodium-coupled neutral amino acid transporter 4-like. Gene Ontology annotation, molecular function: amino acid transmembrane transporter activity. The transcript has 16 exons. Gene Ontology annotation, biological process: amino acid transmembrane transport. The coding region runs from base 267 to 1898 and encodes 543 amino acids. The record is from RefSeq and is a predicted model, not a curated record. Lineage: Eukaryota; Metazoa; Chordata; Actinopteri; Acipenseriformes; Acipenseridae.
AUAGGAUCACAUGGUGGAAAUUUCCACUCUGUCUUCAUGCUGUUAAAUGGGAAGGGUCUGUUGAUGCAUUCACACAUUUCUCUAUUCGCCCAUGCCUCAACCCCGAUUCCUGUUGCAUUUUACAAACAAGAACACGGUGUCACAAGUUUGAUUCUGCAUAAGAACCAGUAAGAAAACACCAAAACAAAUACUGUAAAGCAGAGAAACACUACGCACGGCACGGAAUUCCAGCUUGAACAGCACAUUCAAAACAGCUUCUCGCGGAUAUGGACCGCAUGGAACUAAAGAAAGUCAGCACUGACCCUGAUGAUGAGAGCAACAGUGGAGACAGCAUGGAUGGCUGCUUCAAUGAGCCAAUAGAUUCAGAAAAGGCUACCAUUAGCAGUCAAUUUGCUGAUGAAGACGACGCAGAAAGUCAAAAGUUCCUGACGAAUGGAGGUUUGGGGAGGAAGAAAUAUGAAGAGUAUCAAGAAGAAUGUCACCCAGGAACCACCUCCUUUGGGAUGUCAGUAUUUAACCUCAGCAAUGCCAUAAUGGGAAGUGGCAUCCUUGGGCUGUCUUAUGCCAUGGCCAACACUGGGAUUGUUUUGUUUGUAAUCCUCUUGCUAGGAGUAGCAAUAUUAUCACUGUAUUCUGUUCAUCUUUUAUUGCUAACGUCAAAAGAAGGAGGGUCUUUAAUUUAUGAGAAACUAGGAGAAAAGGCCUUUGGCUGGCCAGGGAAACUUGCUGCAUUUUUAUCUAUAACAAUGCAGAAUAUUGGAGCUAUGUCAAGCUACCUCUUUAUAGUGAAAUAUGAACUCCCGGAAGUAAUCCGAGCAUUCAUGGGCCUGGAGGAGAACACUGGAGAAUGGUACUUAAAUGGCAAUUACCUUGUGGUGGUUGUAUCACUGGCAAUCAUCCUUCCUCUUUCCAUGCUUAAAAAUCUGGGUUACCUUGGUUAUACCAGUGGCUUUUCUCUCACAUGCAUGGUGUUUUUCCUCGGAGUUUUGAUCUACAAGAAGUCCCAAAUCCCCUGCCCACUGCCCCUUUUGGACCCAAUUGGAGCGAACCAAACCUAUAAUACCAGCAUGCACAUGUCUCCAGCUAUGUUACACAACAGAACGGUUCAUUCUGGUGCUGACUUCACUAUGGAAUACUCUCAUGGCGAAACCAAAGCUCCUGGAGAGCACAGCAAUGGGGUGGUUUAUGAAACUCACCACGAGGAGGAGGACAUGUGCAAACCAAAGUACUUUGUGUUCAACUCACAGACCGCUUACACAAUACCAAUCCUGGCAUUCGCAUUUGUGUGUCACCCCGAGGUGCUGCCAAUCUUCAGUGAACUGAAAGACCGUUCACGAAAGAAGAUGCAGAACGUCUCUAACAUAUCCAUCACUGCCAUGCUUGUUAUGUAUAUGUUUUCAGCUCUGUUUGGGUAUCUUACUUUCUAUGGUAACGUGGAAGCAGAAUUGCUUCAUACCUUCACCAAAGUAUAUAGGUUUGACACCCUGCUCCUCAUGGUCCGUCUUGCAGUACUGAUAGCUGUCACCUUGACUGUCCCCAUUGUCCUCUUUCCAGUCCGGUCUUCGAUUACAACCCUAUUAUUUGCCGGGAGAGAGUUCAGCUGGAUCAGGCAUUUCCUGAUUGCAGUAGUCCUGCUGGUUUUUAACAAUCUUCUGGUGAUAUUUGUGCCUACCAUUAGAGACAUCUUUGGUUUCAUUGGUUCCUCUGCUGCGACCAUGCUUAUCUUUAUCCUUCCAGCUGCGUUCUACAUUAGACUAGUGAAAAGCAUACCUCUUAAAUCACCACAAAAGAUAGGGGCACUUGUGUUCCUCGUCGUGGGAAUUGUUUUUAUGAUCGGAAGCAUGUCACUCAUUGUAAGUGACUGGAUUCACAACCCUCCCGGUUCUGGUGGCCACUAACCCAUUUGGGUUGAAAAACAAGUAUACACUGAUGACUUGAAGCUCUGAAUGCCAUUCUCCAGCAAGUCCCCCCAGGGAAAGAGCACCUGUGUCACUCAAGGAGGGAGGUGUUUUUCCACGCUCAUGUUAAAGCAGGAUCCAAAAGACUGUGUAUUAGUGCAGUACAAGUGUUCUUUCAAAGAAGAAAAAAACACACCCUGUAGUGAUAGGGAGUGUUUCUAUUUAUGUUUUUAAGAAAGUUAACGCUUGCGUUUAGUUUACCUAAAGAUUAUGGGGUAGAUGUACUAAGAUGGGGCCAGCUGCAGUGCAAACACACCGCAGUUUGCAUUUUCGUUAUGACAAUUCACAAAGUGCACAUUUUGUCGUAUGUACUAAGAAAAAAUAUGUUAAUGAAGAGAGCCGCAAUAUACUAAUUUAACCCUUAGCGGUCCAUUUAUUCAGCGCACCCUUUGUUCGCUGUAUUUUUCACAUACCUCUACAUAGUAGUGCAUACCAAUAAAUCAUCUCCUGAUCACUCGUUUUAUCACCAAACUCCUCAAUAAUGCGAUCCAAGUCAUUAUUUUAUUACUAUAACAUCUAAAAAAAAGCUCUGCAAAUGUCAGUGACAUUCUUUGAGCGCUGGAUGCGGAAGCAGCUAUCUUGUUUGUUUAUGUCCGUGUUAUCUAUGUGGUGUCUGGGCUAUCUGUAUUCAUGAGGACCGCAAAGGGUCAAAUAUUUGCGUCAUCUUAGCGAGAUCUCUAGCGAGAGAUGUGCGACAUUUUUUCAAAUAAAAUAGCGGCAGUUGAGUUGUGGUUUGCUGCAGCAGAGUGUCCGAAGGGUAACGUCUAUACAUGCAAGGCUGCAAGAAUCAAAAUAACAUUGUUUUUUGUUAAAUGUAAUCGUCUGUACCAUUUUACCUAUUUUAAUACUGUUAUAUAUAUAAAAGAUGAAAGGCAGUUUAAUCCCAUCAGAUUCUAUAGUGGGUCACCAACCUUCACCCCCCAAAAGCUAAUCAUAAUCAUACAGUAACCCCUUGCUAAACCGGACAUGCUUGUCCGACAUAAGGAGGUGUCGGGUUUAAAAACAAUACAAUAAAAUCACACGCACAUGCAUUUACAGUUCUCUAUGUAUUUUAAAUAUAAAUCAUUGCACUGAAAUGACACUAAUGUGUUUUGGGUAGGCUAAACAUUACAUUAUGUAAAAAUAUAGAUCUGUAUAGUAGGCCUAUACAGUAUACAGUACAGUAGUAAAAUCAAAUGAAUACCUAGCACACUUAUUUCUGUACUUUAGCCUACUGGUAACACAAAAUAAAUCAUGCUGCUGCAUUGUACACAUUGGUGUUCUUAACAAAUUGAUGCAUUUGUAAGUGUCGCAAUUGUCGGCAGCUUUAGUACAUCUCAUUAUAAUAUUUGUGAACCCUCAUCUCUGCCCCCUUUUUGCAAAUGUAUGCAGGAAUGCCCAUAAUUACAUAUUCAUCUACGGUUGAACCGCAAAGAAAAACUGCUGCCGCAAAGCAUUCCUUAAAAAGUCGCUAACAGCAUUGCUCUUGUUUAGUACAUUUCACCCUAGGCUUCUGACUCGUUUGCAACGCUUAAGUACACUUUAGUACAUCUACCCUUAUGUGUGCAGUGUGUUUUUUUAUUUCUAUUUUUUAUUGUUAUUUUUUUUUUAAUUCUCAGUAGUGCAGGAGCAGUAUGAACACAGCUGCUGAAUAUGUAACAUAUCCACUGUAGUUGCCCCGCAAAAAUAUGUUGCAAGUGUGCCUUUCCACCUUCAGUAUAUGUGCUAUACCUGCGACCUGUAACAUGUCCAGGUCAAUGCCAACAGUGACCUUAACUGUAUGUGUGUGUGUGUGUGUGUGUGUGCGUGUGCGUGUGUCUAUAUAUAUAUAUAUAUAUAUAUAUAUAUAUAUAUAUAUAUAUAUAUAUAUAACCAGGCCAUAGUAUUCAUGCACUGGUGAUUAAGGGGAUUUUCUUUUUUUAAGUGUGACUCUCUCAUUUUAUUUGUAUAUAUACAUGUAUAUUAAUAUUGUCUUCAAGCUAGACUUAAUCCCCCCCAUGCUGGCUGCAUAUUUGUAUUUUAUUUCAUACACUGUUAAGUGGAGUAGAUAACCGUUUCUCAAGUCAAGUAUUGUCCUUUUAAUUUAGGCAUGCUUUUCACAACAAGGGGGAGAAACAAGAUUGUGUUUGUCUUUAUUGACCAGAUAUGUCUAAAGAUGUUUGAUGCAGGAGACUGUUUAUAUUGGUAAUAUUUCUAUAAUAAGCUUGUUGGUUGACUUAAUUUGGUUUUGAUUGAAUAUCACAGGAUUUAGUUUGUUGCUAAAUAUGUAUAGGGUUCUCUCUUUUCCAAUGCGCAGAUAUUGGUUGCCAUGUUUUAGGAACUUGUACAGUAUGUUUAUAUUUGUGUUGAGGUUUGGAAUGUGAAUGCUGAGAUGUGCCUGUAAAGUGGUAUUGCUUGUUACUUUUUACCACUCAAGCUAUUAAAUUGUUGCUGCAGUCAUCAGAAGGUAAUGGCAUGAAUCUAGCAUGCCUCGCAAUAGCUUCACUUGGAAUUUAAAACAAGAAUAUUCGGUGUUCUAGUCAUUGUUUCUUUUCUGUAGGUCACACAGCCUUUUUGCCUUAGAUCUCAAACAUACCAGAAAGUGAAAUAAUGCCAAUAGGUUACCCUUAUUCAGCAUGGCGUGCGGCCAAGAAUUCAUCACAAACAGUAGUCCGUAGGAAGCGUCGUAUUGGCUCUUGCGCUCCCAUUGUUUAGGGAGGCUAAACCAGCAGGGACUGUUUCUCCUCAUUGCGCUAUAGUGAACCCUACUGGCCAGGCGCCCAGUAAGCUCAUAGGCGGACAUACCUCUUUGCUUUAAUUUCUAUAUUCCAUAUUCUCACUGUAAUGGCCUUUGUACUCCAAAGGCCGGUAGCUCGCUGACAUCUGCUUUCGAGUCUCUGGGUGAGAAAGGAUGCUGGCUUGGCCAUGGGAUUGGAGGACGCACACUGAACCUUUGGCUCUCCUGAUCCAUGUGGUGAAUGGCUGCAGUGAGAGAAAAGCAAAUGGGCAUUCCAAAUUGGGAGAAAACUGUAGGAAAAAUAAUAAUUGGACACAAUUUUUUUUUAAAAAUCACAAAAACUACUAAAUAGUUGUAUACAUUUUUCAUAUAUCUUGCCGGAGUAGACUUAGUGAAAAUAUCAACAAAUAAUUGACUGAAAGAGAAACAUAUAGAACUGUAAUAUAAAUGCAAGUACAUUUUAUCAUGAACAAAUUAAUAACUGAAAUAUAUGUUGUGGGCCACAUCAAAAAAUGCACUGCAAAAGGUUUUAUUACUCUCUCUGAAAGAAGAGUUGUUUGUCUUGGUGUAAAAGGUCAAAAGAACUGAGCAAAAUAAUUUGUUUUGAAGUCUUCAAAGAUAGUGGUUAAAUUGUAAACGAUUACCUAAAUGUUUACAGAAGCUUACGCCAGCAAUACUUUAACAGAUGCAGAUGCCAAAUAAACACCUUACGCUGAAGCUUAAUAUUUUUGUCCAAAUAUCUUGCCACGGCCCUUCUACAGUCAUAUCUUGCCAAGAAAGAGUUACAAACAAGCCGAACCAAGGAGUGUGUCAAAUCUUGCAAGCCAAAGUGGACAACAUUUAUAGAUCUUUUGUAGAUCUACAUAUACAAGUAACAAGUGGAUAUUUCAAAUGAAAUGGCUUAAUAUUACAUGCAUGUUUUAGAUUACAUACAUGGUCUUUUUUGACGAUUGUAUAUGUACUGUAAAUAUGUUUUCUGUGGUACACUUUUUUUUUAAUAUAGAUAUAUAUAUAUAAUUGUGGGGGGGUUAUAAGGGAUUGUGCCACCAGAUUCUCCUUAUAGGUAAGGUUUUGAAAAUAAGAUUGUGGUCAAUGUAAUUGAUACGGAAUAGUAAACCUGGAUUUACUGUUGCUGUUUAUUCAGGAAAAAAAUGGCCAAGCGUGGGUUGCAUUGCUGUGUUUGUCUACUGCUAUCAAUGGUGAAAACAUGUCCCGUUUACCUAAAUAAACAAGCUGUCUCUUGGUCAAAACAUAAUGUGUAUAUAUAAGUGAGUUCAAUGAUUAUCCAAGGUGUACCUUAAGUGACUUCAAAUGACAUAUGCAGUUGUGUUUUACUCUCCCUUUGCAGUGUAUGAUGUUUACAAUCACUCUGAGCAGUUAUUUUACUCAAUGACUGUGUGUUUUUAAUGUUUUAGCUUUUGAUAUUGGGAAGGUGCUUUGACCUGAAUUCAGAAUCUGCCCUUCAGCUCUAGUGGUCAGCCAUAGACAUAAGUAACACAGGCCAGAUCAGCCCAAUGUAAAGGGUCAGUAAAAUAGAAAUUAAAAACAAUAUCAAUGUAAUUUGAAGCUACUUACUUAAAUAUGAAAGCACUUUCCAUUUGCACUGUAACCCUUGAUCGGCAAUGCAACUCUGGCCUGCCUUUUAUAUAACUGUAUAUAGUUGUUUUUGUACCCUACCAAGGAAACCCUCUUAGACAGAAAUUAUAUCACAACAUGAAAGUUUUGGCUUACUUAAUCCAGGAUGCUUGUACCUGUUAUAUAAACCUUAAAUGCUUCAUGGAAAAUGCUUGAGGAAUCUUGGAUGAAAUGGAUUAAAGCAUACUCAAGUUAUGGCAGGCAAAUUAAUAUUACCAUAUAUCUUUUCCAAGGUGUGUUUUUUUUUUUUUAAAUUUAAAACUCAGCAACUUAGUUUGCAAAAAGGCAACUUAGCUUUUAUAGGAGUUUUUUUUUUAACACAAUGUAAACUUGUAUAUGCUAUUGUUACAUAUCUAGUAUAUGAAUACAAAAUUUGAUAAGCCUUAAGUCUUUCAUUUAUCAGGUACCAUUGGACCUGUAUGUGGUAGAAGUUUACUAUAUGUUUUGUAGCAUAUCCAGAGACUUCUAAUAACAGUUUUAAUAAUGUAUGCUGGAAGUUUACAUGUAACUACCAUGUUUGUAAACAAUUUAUUCUAUUUAGGAAUAUUUUUCAGAUGCCUUAUUGGUGUUUCCUGGUUCAUGGAUCUGAAAGCAAACAAGCAUGCUAGCCAAACAAACGGUUGUCAUGUUGCUGCUGUUGUAAAAAUACAAAUAGCAUGUCUACAGUAGUUCCAGUUUUGUACUGUGUAGGUUUUUUUUUUUUUUUUUUAAAUGUCUUCUGUGGUACAACUAAACUCAACCUGUGCGUUUGUUGGAACAAAGAGGCUGUUUUGUAUUAGAGAAACAAUUGCAAUAUAUGCAAGAUGCACAAUAAACAUUUUAAAAACAAA